CCGCUCCUUCCCCGCCCGCGCCUUCCCGCCCCUUUUAACCCCCUUAAACCCCCUGCCCUUCGCCCCCCAAACGAUCCCCACACGGCUCGGCUGCGCGGCCAUGGAUGGCCCCGGCGCGGCGGCGGCGGGGGGAGCGGGCCCCGGCGGCGGCCCCUGCAACGUGCCCGCCUUCCUCACCAAGCUGUGGACGCUCCUGGAGGAUCCCGACACCGACUCUCUCAUCUGCUGGAGCCCCAGCGGGAGCAGCUUCCACGUGUUUGACCAGGGCCAGUUCGCCAAGGAGGUGCUGCCCAAGUACUUCAAACACAACAACAUGGCCAGCUUCGUGCGCCAGCUCAACAUGUACGGCUUCCGCAAGGUCGUGCACAUCGAGCAGGGGGGGCUGGUGAAGCCGGAGAAGGACGACACGGAAUUCCAGCAUCCCUAUUUCAUCCGGGGCCAGGAGCUCCUCCUGGAGAACAUCAAGAGGAAAGUCACCAGCGUGUCCAACGUCAAGAGCGAGGACGUCAAGGUGCGGCAGGACAACGUCACCAAGCUGCUGACGGACAUCCAGGUGAUGAAGGGCAAGCAGGAGAGCAUGGACUCCAAGCUGGUGGCCAUGAAGCACAGGAGGCUGGGAACCACUAGAUGGAGUGCAGGGAGCAGCUCUGGGAUGUGCUCUGGGCGCUGGGAGCUCCCCCUUCCUUCCAGGAAUUACCCAGUUCAUCAGGAAAGGAAACAAAACCAACCCAAGAGAGGUGGGUGUGCAAUUCCUGAAAUGUGAAAUGCUGGGAUUGGGGAUUGUUGGGAGCCCAUCAGGGAAAUGGGAACGUAAAGAGGGGAGAGGAUCCCAAUUAAAUGAGCGAGUAAAUGAUUAAAUUACUGCUGGUUCCAGUCCUGGAUGCUCCCAAGCCUCUCCCAGGGCCCGCCCUCUCCUCUCUGUCCCGGGUUUUCCUGAGGAGUUUUUACCUGUUCCUGAGGGUUUGUGUCGUGCUGCACCCCUGCAGGGGGGUUAUUCCAUGUUAUUCCACGUUAUCCCGGGUUUUUCCAGGUUAUUCCCUCCCCUCCACCACUCCAGAGUCAACACCCAUCCUCCUUUCUGUAGGGAAAAAAGUGGAUUUUGGGGGUCAGCCCUUCAGCCCGGGCCUGUCGUGCUGCUGCU
Messenger RNA from Pipra filicauda (Wire-tailed manakin), 1141 nucleotides. Its product is annotated as heat shock factor protein 1-like. Gene Ontology annotation, molecular function: DNA-binding transcription factor activity; sequence-specific DNA binding. Gene Ontology annotation, biological process: regulation of DNA-templated transcription. Bases 101 to 763 code for a protein of 220 amino acids. The record is from RefSeq and is a predicted model, not a curated record. Lineage: Eukaryota; Metazoa; Chordata; Aves; Passeriformes; Pipridae. The transcript has 5 exons.